AUGUCCUUUGGCCUCAUCUACAGCAUACGGGAGUUCGACCUGGUGAUCAACCUCCCCAUGCGCGGCGGAGGGGCCCGGCGCGUGUCGUCCUUCAUGACGCAGGGCUACCGGACGCGUCGCAUGGCCGUCGACUUCUCCGUGCCGCUCGUAACUGACGUCAAGUGCGCCAAGCUGUUGGUUGAGGCCUUGCGACUAAUUGGCGGAGCUCCAGACCUAAAGACUCACGUGGACUGUGUCACUUCACGCAGGAUUGUGAAGUUGCCUGGGCUUAUUGACAUCCAUGUACAUGUCAGGGAACCAGGUGCGACUCACAAGGAAGACUGGGCAUCAUGCACGGCUGCAGCUUUGGCAGGGGGUGUGACACUCAUUUGUGCCAUGCCCAACACCCAGCCUCCUGUCACUGACCUUGAUACUCUCACGCUGUCAAAGGAGCUUGCCAGUCGAGGUGCACGCUGUGAUUAUGCCAUCUUCAUGGGUGCCUCAAAUGACAACUAUAGCACAGCACCUGAAUUGGCCCCUCGUUCCGCUGCUCUCAAGAUGUACCUGAAUGAGACGUAUACGACACUCAAACUGGACGAUACAACAGUUUGGCUUAAGCACCUUGAGUCGUGGCCAGCACAUAUCCCAGUGUGUGUCCAUGCAGAGGCGCGUACCAUGGCAGCUGCAUUGAUGACGGCAAGCUUGGCAUCGAGACCCAUUCACAUCUGCCAUGUUGCACGGAAGGAGGAAAUCCUUCUAAUUAGAGCAGCAAAAGCAAAGGGAAUGCAAGUAACCUGCGAAGUGUGUCCUCAUCACCUGUUCCUUACCUGUGACAACCUGGAACAGCUGGGACAAAAGGGAGAAGUUCGACCUUGUCUUGUCACAAGCGAAGAUCAGCAAGCUCUGUGGGACAAUCUGGACAUAAUUGAUUGCUUUGCAACAGACCAUGGAAAUUUGGAUUUCUUAAUCAAUUCUGCAAAUGCACCACAUACACUUGAGGAGAAAACAGGGGGUAAGGCUCCACCCGGUUUCCCUGGGCUUGAGACGAUGCUGCCACUCUUGCUGACGGCUGUUACGCAAGGCAGGCUCUCAAUGGAGGACCUGAUCAAUAAGCUGCACCACAACCCUCGUCGCAUUUUCCAACUGCCACGCCAACCAAGAACGCAUAUAGAAAUUGAUCUUGAUGCCCAGUGGACUAUUCCUGAAGCUCUGCCCUUCAGUAAGUCACAGUGGACUCCCUUCGCUGGCAUGAAGGUGACUGGACGUGUACAGAGAGUUGUCCUGCGAGGGGAAGUGGCCUAUGUGGAUGGACAAGUACUCUUGUCUCCUGGUUUUGGGGAAGACGUCAGGGAAGCCCAACCCCUUACCACAGCUUCCUCAAGUGUCACUGGAGGACCUCCUGUUUUCCCGAGUCCCCUUUGUGCUCAUCCCUCAACCAUCACUUUGCCACCACACAGUCAGCACACACCAGCAGGGUUUAUUAACCCUAAAGUUGCAGUUAAUGGAGAAAUUCCUACUCCUGCAGAACCAGUCCUGGCAACACCAACAACGGUCACUCCUUCCCUCUCCUCUCCAUCACGCAAAGUUGGACAGUCGCUUCACCAGACGUCAGAGUUGUAUAGCGAGAUGUUGAUGGAGCUUGGUGUGGGAGACUCGGCAGAAAGGAAGGGAAGGUCCACGGCAAGACUUAAGACAAGGGAUGCAUCUCCAGCCCGUCCAACGCCCAGCAUCCCAUCUGGUUUACCUGGCAUAACGACAUCUCACGGCCUUCAGGGUCAACAUGUCCUGAGUGUUCAGGGACUGAGCAAGGACCAGCUGAACCACAUCUUCAACUUGGCCCAGACUUUCCGUGUCUGCAUUAACAAGGAGCGACCCCUUGAGCACAUUCUUAAGGCAGGAAUGGAUAGAAUGCUUGAGGGCAAGCUAUUGGCACUGAUGUUCUAUGAAGUGUCUACCAGAACGUUCUGCAGCUUCCAGGCAGCCAUUCAGCGACUUGGUGGACGUACAGUUACAAUGGACACAAACACUUCUUCUGUCAAGAAGGGAGAGACACUUGAAGAUUCUGUGAUUAUGAUGUCAGGGUAUGCAGAUGUUGUAGUUCUGAGGCACCCUGAGCCAGGAGCUGUGGCUAGAGCAGCAGCUGUGAGCAGACGUCCAGUUAUUAAUGCAGGUGAUGGUGUGGGAGAGCAUCCAACACAGGCACUGCUUGAUGUGUUUGCCAUUAGAGAGGAAAUCGGUACUGUAAAUGGCCUGAUUAUUACAAUGGUUGGAGACUUGAAACAUGGAAGAACUGUACAUUCCUUGGCUCGAUUGUUAACACUGUACAAUGUGCAGCUUAGAUACGUUGCUCCUCCUGGCUUGGGCAUGCCAGACUAUGUCACACAAUAUGCAGCUUCACAAGGAAUCCAUCAGGAAGAAUUUAGUAGCUUAGAAGCUGCUCUCCCAGAUACUGAUGUUCUCUACAUGACACGUAUUCAGAAAGAAAGAUUUGGAACCCCAGAAGAUUAUGAAAGGGCCUGUGGACACUUCAUCGUGACGCCCCACCUGAUGACACGUGCCAAAAGGAAGAUGAUUGUCCUCCACCCCUUGCCAAGGAACCAGGAAAUUUCCCCGGAGUUCGACACGGAUCCUCGGGCUGCUUACUUCCGUCAGGCUGAGGGAGGGAUGUAUGUGAGGAUGGCGCUGCUUGCCAUGGUCCUCGGGAAGUGCUGAAUGUCGAGUGUUGUUUGAUAUUAAUUGAAAGAAUUGAAGGAAUUGUGUUGAUGAUGCUAUGUAUGAAUAGCAACUUUUUUUUUUCUUUCUUUCUCUAAAGAUGUUGGAAGAUUUAGAUGAAUCUUAAAAAUUUGUUGAAGUUAGAAAUUAAACUGAAUUGCUAUAUUAGAAAUGAAAAAGAAAAGUUUCCAGAUGGUAAGAUGAGUAAUUUAACAAUAUUAAGAUAAUCUUUUAUGAGAAUCCACACAGUAUUAUAUACAAUGGAUAUAUUUCAUAAAGAAACAAUAUUGAAUAAAUGAGCUUCACAGGAAAUACUUUCAUUUAGCACCUGUUAAUCAAAGCUCACUGUAAUCAAAUUGUAUAAGAAUUUUUUCUUAUUUUAUUUUGAUUCAAAAGAAAAAUAUCUUGUAGCUUUAGUACAUUGCUAUUUUGAUUAUUAUAAGAUGAAUUUAGGUUACAGUUAGUACUGCAUAGGAAUCAAAAUUAUGCCAAGAAAAAAUUUGUUGAAACACAUCUAUUUACUGAAAAUCAUAUUUUUUGUGAAGAAAACACAGUAUGUGGCUGAAGGUUAGCAUUCAGCUGUUAGAAAAAGAGACAUUUUCCUCAAGUAUAUUACUAUAAAUGCUUAUAUUUAGUCAAAUACUGUAUUAUUCAAAAGUAUACAUGUAUGAAGGAGAAUCUUGUGGCUGUAGACCUGUAGAUUCUGUACCCAUAUAAUAGCUAAACUUAAUAAAAACUAUGCAAAGAAUUUCA
Penaeus monodon (black tiger shrimp) is the source of this 3444-nucleotide messenger RNA. RefSeq names its product CAD protein-like. Bases 1 to 2691 code for a protein of 896 amino acids. Gene Ontology annotation, biological process: amino acid metabolic process; 'de novo' pyrimidine nucleobase biosynthetic process. Lineage: Eukaryota; Metazoa; Arthropoda; Malacostraca; Decapoda; Penaeidae. Gene Ontology annotation, molecular function: aspartate carbamoyltransferase activity; amino acid binding; hydrolase activity, acting on carbon-nitrogen (but not peptide) bonds, in cyclic amides. The record is from RefSeq and is a predicted model, not a curated record. The transcript is spliced from 22 exons.